AUGACCGGUGAGGCAUUCUCCCUGGAGUCACUGGUCCUCCCGAGCGGGAUUAAGGCCCUGCGCAAGGACCAGGCGUUACGGUCGGCGGUCCUGGCGUCGAUGCCGACCCUCGACGAGGGUGGCCUAGCGGUCCGGCAGGUUGGAGGUGACCCUAAUCGUGGGAUCCAUAUCCCCGGCGCCUCGCCCGACCGCCAGCAACGCACCAGCCAGUGUCCCAGCGGGUCCAGCCACGGAGGUCCGGCCCCCGCCGGGGAAGGGAAAGGGAAAGAACCGGAGCUGGAAUGCCGCUACAAGCAAAGUGUGGGCGGCACCCCGGCCCGGAGAGACGAAAAGGUGCGGGGAGCAGCUACCGCCCGGAGCAGCCAGGAGGAGGGAUUCAGGUUCUGGAGGCUCCAGCGCGGUGACGGCUCCUACGUGGGGGAGCCGGCCCUCAAGCGCCAGAAGACGGUGGAGGCGGAGGGGCAGAGCAACUCUCGGGCUCUGCUGCCUCCGCCGCAACAGCAGCAGCCGCAGGAGAUCCCACCACCGCCGCCAAUGAUGUGGCGCCUAGCGACGCCGCCAUCACCACCAUCGGAGUCAGGGCCACAAGCCCCGCCCCCGCCGCUGGGAGCGCCCUCAGCGGGAGGCCCCCACCCGAGGACCGGGGAGUCUUCAGCGGGAAAGGAGAUCCCCCCAAUCGCUCAGGGAGGUUGGGAGUGGCUCGACUUCGUGCCCCUUUUUGCAAACGCGCCGACCGCGUCUGCCGGUGAUUCACCGACCGGGGGGUCCGGCCCCCACCCAGCUUCAUCCUCCCCCGCUGGGAAGUCGGCGACAGCACCAGCAGGGUCUUCGUCCCCGCCAGCACCGGAAGAGUCCGGACCUGGAGGUCCGGAAUCGGAGGCCGCACCCCUAGGGUCCGAAGCCGCACCUCAAGAGGAGGCUGCCCGGCCUACUGCGACAGCUGAAGUGCUAGCUGCGGCGGCAGCGCUAGAUGCCACGGCGGAGGCCCCUCCAGCAGAGCCGGCUGCAGAGGAGGCUGUGGCGGCGGUAGAGGCAGCAGCGCCGGAGGUCGCCAGCUCCGCCCCACCACCCGUGCAGGAGGAGAAGCCGGAGGUGGUGUACGGGAGGCACCUUCUUCCGAACCCGGUGGAAAUCCCUCUUCCCCGCCUCCUGAUCAAGGCCCAGCGGGCGCAGGAGGAGGCAGAGGCGGGCUUCCAACGGGAGUGGGAGAAGCUGGAGGUCGAGGUCGCCCUCGAGCUGACCAACCAUGCCAAGGCAGCGCUGAAGCUGAUCGAAGAGCAGCGCGCCGCCCUCGCGGAACGGGAGGCGGUCGUGGUGAAGGGGGAGGCCAACCUCGCCCUUCACCAGGAGGAGUUGGCGACCCGGACCCAGGGGCUUCAGGAGCGGGAGGCGUCACUCCAGGAGCGGGAGGCCAAGGUGGAGGAGUUCCUGGCGGAGUGGAGCGCCAGCAUCGACCGGGUCGUGAGGUGGGCCGAUGAAGUGAACCCCUCUCUGGAUGCUCUCGGACUAAGUCCCAUCCAGGUCGCCGGGGCCCCACCCUCACUUGGCGCCGUCCUCUCGGUGCUGGACUCCGCCGCCGAGCGACUGCGACACCUGGAGUCCGCCAUCCUCGACCGCCUUGAGACAGAAGGGCGAACGGUUGCCUGGGGGAUGGUAGAGUACAUUCUUACCUGCUUCUGGAGCCACGACCCCGCCUUUCCACUGACUCCAGUCUUGGUUGGCCCCGUCCGGGCGACGGUGACCGCCGCGCAGGAAGGAGUGCAGGAGGCGGCGGACAUGGUGGCGUCCCGCGUCCAGCGCUGUCCCGGACCUGCAAGGAGGAGGGACUCCUCCGGACCACCGGAACUGUAG
Molecule: messenger RNA, 1851 nt
Organism: Panicum hallii
Lineage: Eukaryota; Viridiplantae; Streptophyta; Magnoliopsida; Poales; Poaceae
Product: fibrous sheath CABYR-binding protein-like
Exons: 3
Coding region: 1-1851 (616 amino acids)
Source: RefSeq, a predicted model, not a curated record